AAAAGAAAAAAGGUGUUAUUAUAAUUUAUAUAUAUCUUUUAAACAAGUUUUAUAUAAAGAAAUUUACACUAAACAAUUAAUCAUUUAAUUUAAACAUUAUUAAAAUAUCACUAAAUUCAUAAAAAAUUAAAUUUAGAAAAUAUUUUCUAAAGCAGUACAGUGAAAUUUUAGUUCAUAACCUCCAAUUUCAUGCAGAUUUUUUGCAUUAAAAUUCGCAUUAUUUAUUAGACAUUUAAUUAAAUAAAUUCUUCUUAUUAAGUAAGUACUACGUUAAGAAUGAAUUUAAACAUAAAAAGACUGAUGAAAUAAUAUCAUUUAGUGUUUUUUUUUUUUUUAUAAUUAUAAUCAUGAGUUACCUUCAUAAAGACUAUAUAAUUGAUUGUGACUAGAUGUAUAGCAAUAUUUUGUCAAAUAAUUUUCUCUGCGGGGAAAAUUCUUAAUGUUAUUUAGUUUUUAAUGUUUAUGUGAGAAUAUAUACACACAAUAAUUUGCACCAUGGUGCUGAGGACAAUAAUUUUGAUGAUCAGCCUUUUGCAUUGUGGAUUUACUUUGAAAAAAUAUGAAAGUCAAGGCUAUUGUGCACCGUACAGUGGCAAAGUUUGCAAAAAAUAUCUUACAGGUAUUGGUAAAGUAUGGUUUAAUGAUACACGUGAUAAUCCCGGUGGAUUGUUAAAUGAACAAACAGCAAUGAAUCUAUGGGAAGAAUUAAUAGUAAAUUUAAACGAACCAUGCCGUUCAGCAGCUGAGAAAAUGCUCUGUCUGUAUGCAUUUCCACAAUGUCGUAAUUCAAUUGGUUUACCAUUAUGUUAUGAAGAUUGUAUGGCCGUUCGUCAUGAAUUUUGUUAUAACGAAUGGGCCUUAAUCGAGGACAAUAAAGAGAGGGGGAUUUUUAUUAGAUCUCGAGGUCAUUUUUCACUGCCAAAUUGUGAAAGUCUUCCAAAAAUAAGUAACGAUCGUGUUACAUGCUCAAAUGUUCAUUUGACUGAUAUAAAUGAAGAUCUCAUUACUUAUGACUGUUAUGAAAAUAAUGGACGAUUUUAUAUGGGGAAAAUAAAUAAAACAAAAGAGGGCCUUGAAUGUCAACCAUGGAGUUCACAGAAACCACAUUCUCACGAUCGACCUCCUAAUGUAUUUCCACAAAUUGUUGAUGGUGAAAAUUAUUGUCGAAAUGUCGGUGGAAAUGAACCGAUGCCCUGGUGCUUUACCAAUGAUCCAAAAAUUCGUUGGCAACAUUGCAAUAUUCCCAAAUGUGAUAAUUCAACGGAUGAAAUUCUAAAAAUUGGUCCCGAUGAUUUAAUAAUGGAUACACUCUUCACUCCAACUGUGAUUCUUACUCUUGCAUUUCUUGGAUUUUUAAUGAUUCUUGGAACGUCUCUUGCUUUAUUGUUAAGUCACAAAAUGCGAAAACGUCAUCAUGGUUAUAAUGCAACUGUAAAUCAGGACAUAAAUAUCGAUCUUGACAAAUUGCCGAGCAACGAUGCAUAUCAUAAAACAGGAGUGAUGCUAAAUCCAAAAUUAGAGAAACUUGAAUUUCCAAGGAACGAUAUUAUUUACAUUAGAGACUUGGGACAAGGUGCAUUUGGUCGUGUAUUUCAAGCAAAAGCCCCGGGUCUUAUUCCAGGCGAUGAAUUUACAAAUGUCGCAGUAAAAAUGCUUAAAGACGAGGCAACUACCGAUCUUUUGGCAGACUUUGAACGUGAAGCGUGUUUACUUUCUGAAUUUGAUCAUCCAAAUAUUGUGAAACUUCUUGGAAUUUGUGCUAUCGGUCGGCCAAUGUGUCUUCUUUUUGAAUAUAUGGGCCGUGGUGAUUUGAAUGAAUUUUUACGCACCUGUUCACCAGGAAAUUAUAUUGUUCGAAGUUUUGAAAACGAUGGAUCAUUUACUGAUUCACGUUUAUCGCAUAUGGAUUUAAUUAAUAUUGCAAGACAAGUUGCAUCGGGAAUGGUUUAUUUGUCGGAUAGAAAAUUUGUUCAUCGUGAUUUAGCAACGAGAAAUUGUUUAAUUAACGAUCAAAUGGUGGUGAAAAUAGCUGACUUUGGCCUAUCGCAAAAAAUUUAUUUACAAGAUUAUUACAAGGGCGAUGAGCAGGAUGCAAUUCCAAUUCGUUGGAUGCCAUUGGAAAGUAUUCUUUAUAAUAAAUAUACAAUUGAAUCGGACGUUUGGGCAUUUGCUGUUUGUCUUUGGGAAAUUUUCAGUUUUGCACUUCAACCAUAUUAUGGAAUGUCACAUGAAGAAGUUGUAAAAUAUAUUAAAGAUGGUAAUGUACUCAAAUGUCCAGAUAAUACACCGCCUGCAAUUUAUGAACUUAUGAAAUUAUGCUGGAAUAGACGACCAUGUGAACGGCCUCAAUUUCGAAAAAUUUUCCUCACUUUGGAAGCAAUUAAAGCUGAUAUGGAAACAGAAAAUAUUUCCGAAAAUCUUCCUAUACGAAUUCAUGUUUAAAAUUAAAAUUUAAUUUUUAAUGAAUAAUUUUAUUAAUUCUGGUCAUUGAUAUACGAGGGAAAAAAUGGAUCGUAAUUUUUUAUUUUCGUUAAAAAAUAAAUUAAAUUUAUUUUUCAUUUUAACUAUUUAUUUGUUUAAAUUUAUAAAUGAAUCCAAAAAUUAAAUUUUAAUUUAAACACUAAAUUAUAUUUUAAACUCAAAAAUGAGACAAGAACUGAUGAAAAAAAAUGAUAAUAUUUUUUACCCUAAAAGACUGCAAAUGAUCCGUCACAAUUAUCAUUGUUUUUGGAAAAUAUUUUGAUAAACAAUCGUUUUUCAAGCACUGCCUAUUUAUAAACAUUUUCAAUGCUGGUGGCUGUAAAUUUUAUGCAUUUUUCUUAUUAAUUUGUUUUUAAUAAGUAAUUUUUAACAAUUUUUUUUUUUCUAAAGAAAGUUGGAAAAUUUUUUUUUCUAACUUGACAAAAAUAGACUGAAAUGAUAUCUAAUCGAGAUCUCGGUGAUGAUUUUUUGAAAAAAUGGGAUUUCUGUUUUUUUUAGAGUCACCACAUCAUUAUAUCAUGUAAAAUUAAUAUCAAAUGUAGAUUUAUAAAACCUAUUUCUAAAAUUGACAAAUUGAUAAACCUGUCAAAUAUAAACAGCUUUUAUAUUAAUUUAAGCUUUACUCUUUAAUUCGUACUUAUUAAUUAUAAUUUUUUUAGUUUGACAAAAUGUUUUUUGAUAAUUAAAUAAAUUUUUUUUUAUUUUCAAGAAUUCUUAUUUAAUUAUCAAAACACAAAUAAAAUGUUUAAUUUUCUCCGAAGGCUCUAAACUUUAUUAAAGCUAAAGUUAUUGCAUGUGUGUUCGCUGUCUUUCUGCUAAAUGUAUAUUUAAAUAUGUUACAUUUAUGAUAUUUCAUAAUUGUUAGGUGUCAGCAUCGUUGAUAUAUAUUAUAAUGCAAAAUAAUAGUAUUAUUAGAAGCAGAUUGUUUCUUUAAUUAAAUGCAAUAAACAACAAAAAAAAAAAAUUGUAAUUAGUUAAAUAAUCAAUCUGUGUGUAACAUUCAGAUAUAUAUCUAUAUUAUUCUAUUAUAUUAUUAAGAACCUUGUUAUGCAAGUACAUAUAUAAAAAAAAACUUAAGAUUACCUGAAACUCACAACAGUAUUGUUAAUCUGUAAAAUCACGAAUUUAGUCGAAUCUCUAUUUAAAAGAAAGAAAACAAAAAACUGGACCCUUAAACUAUUUUUCCAAAAAGCUCUAUUUUUCAAAUACUUCUUUUUUUUAUAUUAUAAAAAAUCCAGUCAAUAAUUUUUUACCUAAAUAGAUUUGAUUCUUAAAAGAAAAAUAGUCUAUAUUUGUAAAUAACUCUAACAAUUUUUUUUUAAAAAGUCAAAAACUUCCAUUUUUAUGUUGGUACUAUAAAAUUACCAUAAAGUUUAUUGGUUAAACAAUAUAUGAAUUCUAAAAGAAUCUUAAUUAAUUAUUAUUAAUAUUUUUAUUAUAUUAUUAUUAUUAUUAUUAUUAU
Leptopilina boulardi is the source of this 3943-nucleotide messenger RNA. It is a transcript of the gene Nrk, whose product is annotated as tyrosine-protein kinase transmembrane receptor Ror2. The transcript has 6 exons. Gene Ontology annotation, molecular function: protein binding; transmembrane receptor protein tyrosine kinase activity; ATP binding. The record is from RefSeq and is a predicted model, not a curated record. NCBI's taxonomy places the organism in Eukaryota, Metazoa, Arthropoda, Insecta, Hymenoptera, Figitidae. Gene Ontology annotation, biological process: multicellular organism development; cell surface receptor protein tyrosine kinase signaling pathway; positive regulation of kinase activity. Gene Ontology annotation, cellular component: signaling receptor complex. Bases 496 to 2442 code for a protein of 648 amino acids.